ACUCCUUAAAUCUCUCUCUCAAUUCUUCUCUCACUAAAACCCCAAACUUCACGCUCUUGGCGGCGACUCUUUCAUUCUUCACUCUCUCAAUUCGAUCAUGGCUGCUGCUGUUCCUUCCUCUGACAACGCUGCAAGUUUAAUGCAGAAUUUGUCCCUGGAUUCGCAGCCCAAGGCCGUUGUUGGAGAUGCUGAGCCCGUGAAGAAGAAUGGACCUGUUUUUUCCAGUGGUACUAAGGGGACGGCCAAGCCAUUCAAUCCAAAUCCAUGCUUUGUUCCAAAUGGAUACCCUUACUUUUAUGGAGGUUAUGACGGGCAAGGAGAUUGGAAUGCCUACUCCAGUUAUGUGAACCUUGAUGGAGGGAUGGCUCAAGGUAUGUAUGGGGAUAACUGCUCUUAUAUGUAUCAUCAAAGUUAUCCAUAUACACCAUAUGGAACAUAUGCUUCGCCGAAUUCCUCCUCUCCGUUAGUUCAACAUGAUGGCCAGCUCUAUGGGCUGCAACAGUAUCAGUAUCCUGGUUCUUAUUACAAAACUCCAACUUCUGCUGAUGCAUCAUUUGCUCCGAACAAAACCAGUGUUCCGCAAGUGGAAAUGUCAACUGGAGUUAAUGCGGACCGUGUCCCUUCAAAUGUUAUGAAUAAAGGGAACUCUGUUAGCAUGGCCAACGGUGAUUGUACAAACCAAAAUGGGUUGAAGUCAUUUAUGACUAGUUCCCAGCACUCCUCUUUGAAUGCUAGGGAUUCUUAUCAAGCAUCUAGCUUGCCAGCUUGUGCUCCAUUGUCAGGAUAUCAAGGUCCAAGAUUGAGUAGUCAUGGUACACAGUCAACAGUCCCUACAGAUGUGUCAUUAGUUUCUGAUAGACAGUCCAAACAUGGAGGAAAGGUUGGAUUAUCUUCGCAAGUGGCGCCUGUCAAAGAUUUCUCAUCUCAAAGGAAUCAAAGACACACUCAGCCACUUCCACAAUUUGUGAACUUUAAUGGAUCCAGACAUCCAUCUGGGAUGGAACUAGUUCCUGGAUUCAUGAACGGGAUGUAUCCUAGCAACACAAUGUUCAGCCAAUAUGGAAACACAUUUAGGGCUAGUUCUCGUUAUGGGUCUUCUGCAUACACAUCUAGAACAGGCUCUGUUGAUAACAAGUUUAGAGCUGCAGGUAAUGGUUAUGUUAACGAUUCCAGGAAAAAUGUCGAUGGUUUCAGUGAGCUAAAUAAGGGACCGAGAGCUGCCAAGAGUUCUGAUAUUAAAAGCGUCAAAAGUCUUGGACCUGUUACAUUGUUACUCAAAGGACAGAACCUUCCAGCAAAAACUGACGACAAAGAAGUUCCUGUGGUCCCGAAUAAAGAACAAUACAAUGGGGAAGAUUUGUCCGAGAAUUAUUCCGACGCAAAAUUUUUCGUCAUCAAAUCCUAUAGCGAGGAUGAUGUUCAUAAAAGCAUAAAAUAUAGUGUUUGGGCAAGCACUCCUAACGGUAACAAAAAGCUGGAUGCGGCUUAUCAGGAAGCCAAGGAGAAACCUGGUGGCUGUCCCAUAUUUCUGUUAUUUUCGGUCAACACUAGCGGUCAAUUUGUCGGUUUAGCAGAGAUGACCGGCCCCGUUGAUUUUGGUAAAACUGUUGAAUAUUGGCAGCAGGACAGGUGGACUGGUUGCUUCAAUGUGAAGUGGCAUGUCAUAAAGGAUAUCCCAAAUGGUGUGUUAAGGCACAUAACCUUGGAAAACAAUGAAAACAAACCUGUAACUAAUAGCAGGGAUACUCAAGAGGUUAAGUUUGAGAAGGGUAUUCAAAUUGUCAAAAUUUUCAAGGAGCAUUCAAGCAAGACAACCAUAUUAGAUGAUUUUGGGUUUUAUGAGACCCGUGAAAAGGCCACUCAGGAGAGAAAAUCUAAGGAACACCAGUUGUUACCGAAACAGGUAAACAAGGCUACUGAAAUAACAUUUGGCUCAGUUACAUUACCCAAGUCUCUUGAUGCAACAUUGGUGAAUGAAUCAGCUACUGCAGAUGCAGCACAGGGAAAGGUGAAUUCAGAACUUCUGUUAGAAAGGAAUGGAUCCACCCCAGCAUUUGAAGAUUCUUCAAAAGAGUAGUUAAACUAGUGAUUAGUCAUUUGCUAAUAUUUGUUUUGUUUUUCGUUAUGUUAUUUAUUUUCUGGUUAUUUUUAUUUUCUUCCCAUUUCGUUAGUCAUGGAUCAAGUUGUGUUUUUGUGUUUUAAUUUCUGCUUAUUUGACCAUGGUAUGGAGAAAAUUAACUCAUGUUCAGUUUUUCUUGUCUCUUUUAAUUUAAUAAUAUAAAUCGUGGCCGUUUUAGUCCUA
Molecule: messenger RNA, 2302 nt
Organism: Cicer arietinum (chickpea)
Lineage: Eukaryota; Viridiplantae; Streptophyta; Magnoliopsida; Fabales; Fabaceae
Product: YTH domain-containing protein ECT2-like
Biological process (GO): mRNA destabilization
Cellular component (GO): cytoplasm
Molecular function (GO): mRNA binding
Source: RefSeq, a predicted model, not a curated record